UUGGCAACAUCACGGAGCGGUGGUACUGCUGCGGAUUACUAGUUUGGCUCGAUGUUAAUCUGCUGUUGAUAAAGUGAUUACGAUGUGGAACAAACUAGCGGUUUUCUUCCUCAAACUUUCAUGGAUAGUCUAUUAUGUCACGGCAAUUCAAAGAAAAAACCUUUUUCCAUAUGGGACAGUUAACGGCGAUUUACGUCUUCAAGAGGGAGACGAUGAGACUUCCAAAGUGAUGACUCUGACGAAACCCAUGCACUUCUAUGAGACGUCUUUCAGUAACCUAUACGUGGCAACCAAUGGAAUAAUCUCCACUCAGGAUCUGCCCAUGGAGAAGCAAUAUGUUGAUGAUGGCUUUCCCACUGAAUUCCCUGUCAUCGCUCCCUUCCUUGCUGAUAUCGACACCAGUAAUGGAAAGGGAACCAUCUAUUAUCGUCAGACAGAGUCUCCAGGUGUGCUGAACCGAGUAGCGGCAGAGGUCCAGAGGGGUUUCCCUGGCACGCUUUUCACCCCUACACAUGCAAUCAUUGCCACCUGGGAGAACGUAGCAGCCUAUGAAGAGCGCAGCUCUGAGUCAUCCAGCCGGGUUAACACGUUCCAGGCGGUGGUGGCAUAUGAUGAGGCCAACACCUAUGCCCUAUUCCUCUACCCUGAAGAUGGCCUGCAGUUUUUCGGGACACGCCCCAAAGAGACCUUCAACGUGGAGAUUGAGCUGCCAGCUCGCGUCGGCUUCACCAGGGGAGAGAUUCCCUACUUCAUCUUUGCCCGCACUGAAGGGCCUCACUACAGCGUCACCAGCAAUGAGCAGACUGUGAAGAACCUAUACCAGAGAGGCAAUAGUGGAGUGCCAGGCAUUUGGCUUUUCCACAUUGGAAGUGCGUACUCUUUUGAGAAUGUCAUUCCAGCAGAAACUGGGAGACAGUUACCCACAGCUUUCCCUAGGAAGCAAGUAGAGGAAUUCCGCACCACCCCCGAAUACUCCGAAGAAUACUCUGAGACGGACGAUCCAUUCGAUGACGAGCACGACUACAAUAUCGAUCCAGACUUCACGAAUCCCACUGUGCCAGAGUUCAUAGAGCCAAGCCAGGAUGCUUCCCCAUUGGGUGGUGGCAACCCAUUGGAGUCUGGCCCAGUCUUCUCUUCUCUGCAACCUUAUGGUGGCGAUAUCACUCAUACUUCCAACACCCAGAGACACGACACUGCUUUGGUAGCAUCUGCUCCUGGGCCAUAUCCCCGCUAUGGACCACAAAAACUGCCUCCAGAAGCAGGGGCCGAAGCCCAGCACCCCAUUCCAGAGCAUAUGCUGCUGGAGGUGUACCCUGUCCAUCCCAUGGGUGUCGUGCCCCAUGCCCCUAACGGCCAUGUGGUUAACGUGGAAGAAGAUGUUAACUUUGACUCCGGAGUUAUCCAGUACUCUCCGGAAAAUAAAGAAACGUGCAGUCGCUUUCAGCAGCACUGCAGCCAGAAUGCGUACUGCACAGACUACUCGUCAGGCUACUGUUGUCACUGCCUCUCCGGUUUCUAUGGCAACGGCCGCCACUGUCUGCCUAAUGGUGCUCCCCAACGCGUGAACGGAAAGGUCAAUGGGGCUGUGUCUGUGGGCUUGACUCUGGUGAGGCUGAACAACAUUGACCUCCAUGCUUACGUGGUCGUGGGUGACGGCCGCGCGUAUACAGCCAUCAGUGAGGUUCCGGAGCCACUGGGCUGGGCCCUGAUGCCUGUCGCCCCCAUUGGUGGCCUGUUUGGCUGGCUCUUUGCCCUGAAGUUCCCCGGCAGUCAUAAUGGCUUCAAUAUCACCGGUGCUGAGUUUACUCGUCAUGUUGACAUCAUCUUUUACCCUGGUAAUCAGCGUCUCAGCCUUGUCCAGACCGCCAAGGGAUUAGACGACCAGAACUAUCUAAUAGUGGACACUCAACUGGAGGGCAGCAUCCCAUUCAUGCCCCCAGGGGCCACCGUUCAGAUGGAGCCGUAUAAGGAGACCUAUCAGUACUACCCCUCAUUGAUCAUGUCCAGCUCGGUGAGGGAGUUCACCAUGGUGACAGCUGAGAGCGGAACGGAGACCUUUACCUUCCAGGUCCGGCAAAACAUCACCUACAGGGACUGCCAGCACGGGCCUCGCACCAGCCCUGAGACCUUGCAGCUGACUGUAGAGCGCAUUUUCGUCAUGUACAUCAAGGAGGAACGCAUUCUCAGAUAUGCCAUUACCAACAAGAUUGGCCAUGUUGGAGCUAACAUCCAGGACCUGGAUCGAGUUAACCCUUGUUACUCAGGAAACCAUGACUGUGACACUACUGCACAGUGUCUACCAGCCGAUGGUCAGCUCUAUACCUGUCAGUGUGCCACUGGUUACACAGGAGAUGGACGCAACUGCUAUGACAUAGACGAGUGUGCAGAGGGUCUGAGCUCCUGUGGGCCACACUCAGAGUGUGUGAACCUGCCAGGGAGUCACAGCUGCAAAUGCCAGGGCGGCUUCGAAUUUGGGUAUGAUGGCCGCACCUGCACAGAUGUUGACGAGUGCCAAAGCCAGCCGUGCCACCAUCACGCAUCCUGCGGCAACACACUCGGCUCCUUCUACUGCCGGUGCCAGCCUGGUUUCCAUGGAGAUGGCUUCCAUUGCCACCCACAGCAUGAGCGUCCUAAGACUCAGUGUGAGCAGCACAGAGACAGCUUGAGGUCUGUGGAGGACGGCUUACCCCGGGUAGGAGCCUUCAUCCCUCAGUGUGAUGAGGAGGGUCACUACAGGCCUCUGCAGUGCCAUGGCUCCACAGGACACUGCUGGUGUGUGGACAGUAGGGGGCAGGAGAGAGCAGGAACUCGCACCCCACCUGGGACUCCACCUACCAACUGUGAAGUUUCAGAACGUCCUAGGACUCAGUGUGAACAGUACAGGGACAGCUUGAGGGCUGGAGAGGACGGCUUGCCCCGGGUAGGAGCCUUCAUCCCUCAGUGUGAUGAGGAGGGUCACUACAGGCAGCUGCAGUGCCACAGCUCCACAGGACACUGCUGGUGUGUGGACAGUAGGGGGCAGGAGAGAGCAGGCACCCGCACCCCACCUGGUACUCCACCUACCAACUGUGAAGCACCAGAGCGCCCCAAGACUCAGUGUGAGCAGCACAGGGACAGUUUAAGGGCUGGAGAGGACGGCUUGCCCCGGGUAGGAGCCUUCAUCCCUCAGUGUGAUGAGGAGGGUCACUACAGGCAGCUGCAGUGCCACAGCUCCGCAGGACACUGCUGGUGUGUGGACAGUAGGGGGCAGGAGAGAGCAGGCACCCGCACCCCACCUGGUACUCCACCUACCAACUGUGAAGCUCCAGAGCGUCCUAGGACUCAAUGUGAGCAGCACAGGGACAGCUUGAGGGCUGGAGAGGAUGGCUUGCCCCAGGUAGGAGCCUUCAUCCCUCAGUGUGAUGAGGAGGGUCACUACAGGCAGCUGCAGUGCCACAGCUCCGCAGGACACUGCUGGUGUGUGGACAGUAGGGGGCAGGAGAGAGCAGGCACCCGCACCCCACCUGGUACUCCACCUACCAACUGUGAAGCUCCAGAGCGUCCUAGGACUCAAUGUGAGCAGCACAGGGACAGCUUGAGGGCUGGAGAGGAUGGCUUGCCCCAGGUAGGAGCCUUCAUCCCUCAGUGUGAUGAGGAGGGUCACUACAGGCAGCUGCAGUGCCACAGCUCCACAGGACACUGCUGGUGUGUGGACAGUAGGGGGCAGGAGAGAGCAGGCACCCGCACCCCACCUGGUACUCCACCUACCAACUGUGAAGCUCCAGAGCGUCCUAGGACUCAAUGUGAGCAGCACAGGGACAGCUUGAGGGCUGGAGAGGAUGGCUUGCCCCAGGUAGGAGCCUUCAUCCCUCAGUGUGAUGAGGAGGGUCACUACAGGCAGCUGCAGUGCCACAGCUCCGCAGGACACUGCUGGUGUGUGGACAGUAGGGGGCAGGAGAGAGCAGGCACCCGCACCCCACCUGGUACUCCACCUACCAACUGUGAAGCUCCAGAGCGUCCUAGGACUCAAUGUGAGCAGCACAGGGACAGCUUGAGGGCUGGAGAGGAUGGCUUGCCCCAGGUAGGAGCCUUUAUCCCUCAGUGUGAUGAGGAGGGUCACUACAGGCAGCUGCAGUGCCACAGCUCCACAGGACACUGCUGGUGUGUGGACAGUAGGGGGCAGGAGAGAGCAGGCACCCGCACCCCACCUGGUACUCCACCUACCAACUGUGAAGCUCCAGAGCGUCUUAGGACUCAAUGUGAGCAGCACAGGGACAGCUUGAGGGCUGGAGAGGAUGGCUUGCCCCAGGUAGGAGCCUUCAUCCCUCAGUGUGAUGAGGAGGGUCACUACAGGCAGCUGCAGUGCCACAGCUCCACAGGACACUGCUGGUGUGUGGACAGUAGGGGGCAGGAGAGAGCAGGCACCCGCACCCCACCUGGUACUCCACCUACCAACUGUGAAGCUCCAGAGCGUCUUAGGACUCAAUGUGAGCAGCACAGGGACAGCUUGACGGCUGGAGAGGAUGGCUUGCCCCAGGUAGGAGCCUUCAUCCCUCAGUGUGAUGAGGAGGGUCACUACAGGCAGCUGCAGUGCCACAGCUCCACAGGACACUGCUGGUGUGUGGACAGUAGGGGGCAGGAGAGAGCAGGCACCCGCACCCCACCUGGUACUCCACCUACCAACUGUGAAGCACCGGUGGUGCCGGUGCCUACAGCGCGUACAGAGACGGUAUGUGAGCGCUGGAGGGCCAGUCUGAUGGAGCACUAUGGGGGCCGUCCGGGUCCACAGCACUAUCUGCCCCAGUGUGACUCAGUGGGCGAGUUUAACCCUGUCCAGUGCUAUGGGGACAGUAGCUACUGCUGGUGUGUGGACCGUGAUGGCAGGGAGGUGCCUGGUACUCGUUCCCACGAUUCCGUGAAACCUGCAUGUAUACCAACAGUGGCCCCUCCCACAAUGCGUCCAUUGCCCCGCCCUGAUGUAACGCCGCCUCCCUCAGGCACCAGCCUUCUCUACGCUCAAGGCCAGCAGAUUGGAGUGCUUCCUCUUAAUGGCACUCGAAUUGACAAGGAGAGAUCCUCAAUACUUCUAGCCCUGCAUGGCUCCAUCGUGGUUGGUAUCGACUACGACUGCAGAGAGAGGAAGGUCUACUGGACAGAUCUGGCAGGAAGAACAAUCAGCAGAGCAGCUCUGGAGCCUGGAGCAGAACCUGAGAUCCUUAUGAACACUGGCCUCACGAGUCCGGAAGGUCUUGCUGUGGAUGUGGCUCGCCGGAAGCUUUUCUGGGUGGACAGUACACCAGACAAGAUAGAGUCAGCCAACCUGGAUGGAAGUGACCGCCGUGUCCUGUUUAGCACAGAUUUGGUGAACCCAAGGGCCAUCAUAGUGGACUCCCUCUCAGGGACCCUCUACUGGACCGACUGGAACAGGGAAGCCCCGAAAAUCGAGAGCUCUACAGUGGACGGCCACGGCAGACGGGUACUCGUUUGGGAUGGCAUCGGGCUACCCAACGCCCUGACCUUCGAUUCUACAGCACAGCGGGUCUGCUGGGCCGACGCAGGAACCAAGCGUCUGGAGUGCAUUUCACCCGAUGGGACAGGCAGACGUGUGAUUCACAGCAACCUAAACUACCCCUUCAGCAUGGUUUUCUACGCCAACCAUUUCUACUACACAGACUGGAGAAGGGAUGGAGUCAUUGCUGUGAGUCGCGACUCCAGCCACUUCAUGGAGGAGUACCUGCCGGAGCAGCGCUCACAUCUAUAUGGCAUUACUGUUGCACCAACCAGCUGCUUAUAAGGGAGUCAAUAAUGACAGAGCCAACAUUACAUGGUGCUAUUUCAUGGGAAGUCUUUGGGAAAGGCGCCGAGAAAACCAGCAGUAAUGUGACAGAGGAAUGCUGCUCACCCAGCCAGCGCUGACCGCCGCCACAACCACCGCUGCACAGUUAUAAAGGCCAACAACUCUUACCAGUUUAGAUUUGUAAAUUUGUUUUAUACCUCAUUUCUUUCUACUGUAUUUUUGUAUUUUUUUGUCAAAAAAAAGCCAAAAAGGUCUAACAGUGUUUGCUGCAAGUCCUGUAAGUUUAUGUGUAAAUACACAGCAAUACAGCAUUUGUGUAUGCAGUGCACUAAUAAGAAAAACAUAAAAUUGCAUUGAGCAUAGCCCAUGUUUUUCUUUUACCACAUUUCCCCCCCCCCCCCUUUUUUUUUAAUCUUUUGUAAGAUGUUAUAUUUAUAACAAUAAAAUGUGAUUCACAAUUUGAUUAGACAUCUCAUUUUCAACAUUUUGGCACAGAAGUAUGUUUACUGAAAUGGCCUGAAUGGGUUGGCACAGCUGGAUCUGGAGGUUGUGCAACACAGAGCUUCACCAACAACAGCUAGUUACUGCUGAGCCAUAAUGACACAUUUAUGGAGCAUUAAGGCAUGAAGCAUUGCCUCAUCUCUAUGGUUGAAAAAACACAAUACAAACAACAUAUUAAUGCACUUUAUGUAUUUAUAUAUGCGCACCCACACCAUUUCUGUUCCCCCCCUCUUUUUGAUCAAACCAAAGAAGACAGAAACGGUAAAAAAAAAUGUUAUACGACGUGUGACCCCACAAAUAAAACUAACCAA
Molecule: messenger RNA, 6588 nt
Organism: Electrophorus electricus (electric eel)
Lineage: Eukaryota; Metazoa; Chordata; Actinopteri; Gymnotiformes; Gymnotidae
Source: RefSeq, a predicted model, not a curated record